UUGGGCGCCUGAGCCGGGCUCCGUCCGUGGCCGUGUGUCCAGGGAGAAUCGUCCCGGGGCUUUUCGUGUGGUGCCCGGGAACGCCGGCGGUGUGCUGCUGAGCGACUAAUGCUUUGCAGCGGGGAAAAGAGCCCUCCCGCGGGGCUGUACCUGAUCUUGUUCUAGACGCUGCAAAAUAAACUGCAAUACUUGUAGACCAUGGCUGCAGAUCCACUCUCAGAGCUUCAGGAUGACCUGAACUUGGAUGAUACCAACCAGUCCCUCAGCCAGCUCAAACUGGCCUCCAUAGAUGAUAAGAACUGGCCGGCAGAUGAAGACCCUGCUUUUCCCAAAUCAGAGGACUCCAAAGGCUCCCCUGAGGCUGUCACUCACCUGCGGUGGGAUGAUCCCUACUACGAUAUUGCCAGGCACCACAUUGUGGAAGUAGCAGGUGAUGACAAAUAUGGAAGGAAAGUUAUUUUGUUCAGUGCCUGUCGGAUGCCCCCAAGUCAUCAGCUCGACCAUGUGAAACUGCUGGGGUACCUGAAAUUCACACUGGACCAGUAUGUGGAAAGUGAUUACACACUGGUGUAUCUACACCAUGGCCUGACUAGUGAGAACAAGCCAUCCUUGAGCUGGCUGCGGGAUGCCUACAGGGAAUUUGAUCGCAAGUACAAGAAGAACAUCAAAGCCUUGUAUAUUGUGCAUCCAACCAUGUUCAUCAAGACCCUUCUGAUUCUCUUCAAACCUCUGAUCAGCUUUAAGUUUGGACGAAAGAUUUUUUAUGUGAACUUCCUUAGUGAGCUGGAGGAGUAUGUAAAGCUGGAACAGUUGGGAAUCCCAAGUCAAGUGCUGAAAUACGAUGAAUAUCUCAGAUCCCUCCAGAAACCUUCGCAAGUGCCCCAGAAGCCAACGCCUCCACGCCCACCACUGCCAAACCAGCAGUUUGGAGUCUCGCUCCAACAUCUCCGGGAGAAGAGCCCUGAUCAGUCUCCUGUUCCCCUGGUGGUCAGAGAGACCAUUGCUCAUUUGCAGGAGCAUGGUAAGUGCUUGGGGAGGCUGGGCCCUUCUUAAUUCCGUGCUGUUGGCCUCUCUUCCACCCUGUUCUAAUCCACAGUGUGUUCAGACACAGCAGGGCAGCAAUAUAGGGUAAGGUGUAAAGGCCUGACCCAAGUGGGUUAGCCUUGAAGAGGUCGUACAGUUUCAUGGCUGGAAGACAUUUUUCUUUCAGUUGUCCAUCCUGUCACUUGUAUAAGAGUAGUAAAUGCUGCUUGUAUCCUUUGCCUGCUGCUGAACGCAGGAAGAAUUGCAGUUCUGUUAAAAA
Messenger RNA from Meleagris gallopavo (turkey), 1303 nucleotides. Lineage: Eukaryota; Metazoa; Chordata; Aves; Galliformes; Phasianidae. The record is from RefSeq and is a predicted model, not a curated record.